AUGAGGGGACAAGGUCGUAGCGCCUCGGAAAUUCUGGCACAUGCUAGAAGAAGUGCUCGUAAACAAGACGAAUUCAGUAGAGGAGGUUUCCAUUUCGUUGCUGUCUCGGAUCACAUUUUGGAAUCCCAAUGUGCUCAUGAGGGAGCAGGGGACAUGCAAUGUUCUAGAUGCCGUUUCGAGAUGUCAUUACGCUUGCCAGAACUUCCUGAAAUGGUGUUUCCCAAUAAUGCGCUUACUAUCGAGUUUACCAAGUUUGCCGUUCUUCUUGAAAAAUUUGUUCCUAUCACAGGAAGUUUUAUCAGCUUCAAUGCACUCGAUGCUCUGAAGAUGGUAUCUCCUGAUGUUCUUCCAGAUGUGCAGGUUGCUCCUUCAUCAGCAUGGCAAGAAUCAAGACAAGGAAUCGUAGAAAAAACUGCCCAUCCAUUCGAUUGGACUUUCACUACAAAGUACGCUGGAACCGUACAUGGGUGCAAAGUGGAGCCUACCGACUUGACCGUUGAUAUGGAGCGUUUAAAACGACAAGAACCUAUAGGAUUUUACUCACAAGUAACACUGUAUGAGGAUGAAUUAGCUGACCAUGGUACAUCGCAGGUUAGUCAUGUGAUGUUUUCUCUGUCUUUCAAAGGUGGUGUUCAUUGUUUCAUUGUUCGGUUUUGA
Haemonchus placei is the source of this 657-nucleotide messenger RNA. The record is from the annotation of a GenBank genome assembly. Lineage: Eukaryota; Metazoa; Nematoda; Chromadorea; Rhabditida; Trichostrongylidae.